AUGGUGGACCUUCCUGCUUCCUGGGUCACCGCAAAUCGGCCAUUUUAUAAUGUGGGCACGGACUAUGGAGGUCCAUUCAUCAUGAAGGAGAGCCACCGGCGCGGAUCCCGGACUCACAAAGCAUAUCUGGCUUUAUUCGUAUGUAUGGCAGUGAAAGCCGUACACUUAGAAAUUGUGAAUGAUCUAUCAACGGAUUCAUUUCUCGCGGCAUUAGACCGUUUUACUUCUAGCCGUGGAAUCCCAGCCCACAUUUACACUGAUUGUGGAACAAACUACGUUGGGGCUGCAAAACAGAUCAGGACAUUGCUUAGCACAGAUGAGGCUCGUCAGGCAGUUUCUGCCCGAAUUAAAUGUGAAUGGCACUUCAACCCGCCGGCCGCGCCCCACUUUGGUGGACUGUGGGAGGCUGCAAUCAAAAGCACAAAGACACAUUUGAAAAAGGUUGUGGGAGCUCAAACAUAUACCAUCGAGGAGAUGACGACACUAGUGGUAAGAAUUGAAGGUGUCUUGAAUUCUCUGCCAUUACAACCCCUGUCUAGUGACCCACACGAUUUGGAGGUCCUCACUCCGGGACAUUUCCUAAUUGGUCAGCCACUCUUAGCCAUGCCCGAAGAGAAUAUUAUAGAUGUGGCCACCAACCGAUUAGGACGGUGGCAGCUGAUUCGCCAGGCACUCCAAUCGUUUUGGCAUCGUUGGAGUCAUGAAUAUCUUCAAACAUUGCAGAGACGCAAGAAGUGGUUCAAGCACACUGAGAAUUUGUCAAUAGGAGAUUUAAUCGUGAUCCAUACACCCAAUCAUCCACCUAUGUCAUGGAAGUUGGGACGUAUCGCAGAGGUACAUCCAAGCCCAGACAAAGUCAUUCGCGUAGUAACACUUCAAACGACCGACGGCCUUCUGAAGCGGCCAGUUGUUAAGGUUACCAAACUACCCGUGUAA
This is a messenger RNA of Myzus persicae (green peach aphid), 936 nucleotides long. RefSeq lists its product as uncharacterized. The coding region runs from base 1 to 936 and encodes 311 amino acids. Gene Ontology annotation, biological process: DNA integration. The transcript has a single exon. The record is from RefSeq and is a predicted model, not a curated record. Gene Ontology annotation, molecular function: nucleic acid binding. NCBI's taxonomy places the organism in Eukaryota, Metazoa, Arthropoda, Insecta, Hemiptera, Aphididae.